Messenger RNA from Salvia splendens (bonfire salvia), 456 nucleotides. Its product is annotated as probable LRR receptor-like serine/threonine-protein kinase At3g47570. The coding region runs from base 1 to 456 and encodes 151 amino acids. Gene Ontology annotation, biological process: protein phosphorylation. NCBI's taxonomy places the organism in Eukaryota, Viridiplantae, Streptophyta, Magnoliopsida, Lamiales, Lamiaceae. Gene Ontology annotation, molecular function: ATP binding; protein kinase activity. Gene Ontology annotation, cellular component: membrane. The transcript has a single exon. The record is from RefSeq and is a predicted model, not a curated record.
AUGUAUGCUCUGGAUCUUAUACAGAGAUUGAAAAUAGCAAUAGAUGUUGCAGCAGCCUUGGAAAAUCUUCACCAUUGCCAUACAUUCUCCGUUGUCCAUUGUGAUAUAAAGCCGAGCAAUGUGUUGCUUGAUCAAGACAUGACUGCUCAUCUUGCUGAUUUUGGUAUUUCCAAGCUUUUCGAUGGAGGAGAAACUGUCAUCCAAACACAAACAAUGGCAACCAUCGGUCACGCAGCACCAGGUGAUCUAUUAUCCAGUGAAGAUCAACAUUACUCUGCGAAGGAGAAAUGGAUGUUAUCAGUGUUUGAUUUGGCAAUGCAAUGUCUAGCUGAUUCAGCAGAUGAAAGAAUCAAUAUGAUUGAAGCAUCGACUGCUCUGCACAAGAUCCAUGCUACAAUUGUGGCAAGUACAGUUACAGGUACUCGUCGUCUACCAGUUCAUAACCAUCUAGUUUGA